GUGCUGGUUCUUGUUCCAACCAGGGAACUGGCCACUCAGGUAGCCAAGGACUUCAAGAAUGUCACCAGGAAACUGUCGGUGGCUUGUUUUUAUGGAGGAACUCCAUAUAAAGAACAGCUUGAUCUCCUUAGAAGUGGCAUUGAUAUUCUAGUGGGGACUCCUGGACGGAUCAAAGACCACAUUCAGAAUAGCAAGCUGGAACUUUCCAGUGUGAAGCAUGUUGUUUUGGAUGAAGUUGAUCACAUGUUAGACAUGGGCUUUGCUGAACAAGUAGAAGAAAUCUUAGGAUUUGCUUAUAAAAAAGGUUCUGAGAACAACCCCCAGACACUGCUGUUUUCUGCAACUUGUCCACGAUGGGUAUAUGAUGUAGCAAAAAAAUACAUGAAAGAUGAAUAUGAACAGAUCGACCUGAUUGGAAAGAAAACCCAAAGGACUGCCACAACUGUGGAACACUUGGCUGUACAGUGUCGCUCAUCUCAGAGAGCGGGAGUUCUCGGGGAUAUCAUUCAAGUCUACAGUGGCAGCCGUGGGCGAACUAUUGUUUUUUGUGAGACCAAAAAGGAAGCAAAUGAACUGGCUAUGAAUGCUUCACUCAAACAGGAUGCCCAGUCAUUGCAUGGCGACAUUCCACAGAAACAGAGAGAAAUUACAUUAAAAGGCUUUAGAGAUGGUGUCUUUGAAGUUCUGAUUGCAACAAAUGUGGCUGCCCGUGGUUUGGAUAUUCCAGAGGUUGACCUCGUUAUACAGUGUUCACCACCAAAAGAUGUUGAUUCCUACAUCCAUCGUUCUGGACGUACGGGUCGAGCUGGCCGGACUGGGAUCUGCAUUUGCUUAUUUCAGAGAAGAGAAGAAGAUCUUCUGAAACAGGUUGAGCACAAAGCGGGGAUUACAUUUAAGCGUGUAGGCGUUCCCUCUGCUACAGACGUAAUCAAAGCUUCAAGUAAUGAUGCCAAAAAGUUGUUGGAGGCCAUUCCUCCGUCUGCAGUAGACUACUUCAGAAAAUCUGCUCAAGAGCUCAUAGAUGAAAAAGGGGCGGUUGCUGCCCUGGCUGCAGCUCUAGCCCAUAUUUCUGGGGCAUCUUACAUACAGCAGCGCUCUUUACUCAACUCGACUGCG
Messenger RNA from Mesitornis unicolor (brown roatelo), 1116 nucleotides. RefSeq names its product nucleolar RNA helicase 2-like. Gene Ontology annotation, molecular function: ATP binding; nucleic acid binding. The annotation marks the transcript as partial. The transcript is spliced from 8 exons. The record is from RefSeq and is a predicted model, not a curated record. NCBI's taxonomy places the organism in Eukaryota, Metazoa, Chordata, Aves, Mesitornithiformes, Mesitornithidae.